Messenger RNA from Radiomyces spectabilis, 684 nucleotides. RefSeq lists its product as uncharacterized. The record is from RefSeq and is a predicted model, not a curated record. Bases 1 to 684 code for a protein of 227 amino acids. Lineage: Eukaryota; Fungi; Mucoromycota; Mucoromycetes; Mucorales; Radiomycetaceae. The transcript is spliced from 2 exons.
AUGAAUAACGAUCAAUGGGAAAUUGCAGUUUGCAAAAAGCAUUCCAUAAUCGAUGCAGACAGUACUGACGAUGCUAUUUAUGUAUAUCCUGGUCCAACUUUGGAAGCAGCAAAAGAGCUGAACUACCGUGAACUAUCUGCAUUAUCACCGGUCAAACUGAUGUGCCAAAUAACGCGAAAAAAAGCAAUUACCAGUGGUCGUAUGGGCCAUUACGAACUGUCUGGAUCAAUGUGGGCGGUACACAACUAUGAGUUUGCAAAGAUGGCAUAUGAAGGCACCUUGGGUGUAUUUUUCCAAACUGGACGAGUGAGAGACUUAUGCGUGACUAAAAUUCGAAGAGUGUGGAAUAUACUAGUGGGACUGAACCCUCUGCUGCGGAGAUACGAGGAACCUGAAGUCGCUGUGAAUCUCAUAGAAUAUCACCUUCGCGUUAAUAAUGAUAGGCUUGGCGCACCUACCGGUUGGUCAAACCGAAUUGCAUUGCCACCUCAUGAUGUUGCACCGGCUACUGGGGAUACAGGUUUCGAGGCUGGAGACCUGCGAAUUGGCCAUGAUAGUUCAGAUGAUAUACGAUUUAACCAUCCCUCACUCAUGGCGCUUUUGUUUCCACACCUGUACACAGUCGGACGCGGGCAUUAUUCAAUGACUGUUCCUACUGACGAGAACACGAGAAGCACAAAAUAA